AUGGUCAGGCGACACCCGAGACCUGAGUACUGGUUCCUCAGCUUUCUGAUUGGUAGCCUGUCCAGAGAACUCUUAGACUUUACUGCCCUUGCUGAUAAUCACACUUCAAAAGAUUUUGGUGCUGCUGCUGCCACCGUCGAGACCUCGGGAGAUGUUUAUGAAUACGUGGACAUCCCCUUGGACUGGUGGCAUGCGAACAGACACUGUGAACAACGCUUUGCGCAGCUGCUCUUUGAGCUCCCGAACAGUGAGCUGGCUUCGGUCAGCAAACUGCUGCGCUCCCACCAAGUCCAAAGCUCUGUCUGGUUAGACGAGAGGGAGGCAUUCCUGCGAAAACACAAACAGAGACGAAUUCACACAGCACCAAUCCUGGUGUUCAGAAACAAAACAGACACUAAGUACGUGAAGGUGCUGGCCAACUUCCCCGUAAUGCCUGCUGUCACCGCCUGUGCCCACAUCCAGUGGGACAACAAGACCCAGGAGAUUUCCACCAUCUUCUCCUAUGCCGUCCCUGCUUUCAUUAACGAGUUCCAGCUGCGCGGCUUCAUUGAUGAGGAAGGGUUUGUACGAUUUGCCAUCAUCGUCCAUGGACACCACUCCCCGUACCUGCCCAUGUUCCGCAGCGAUGGGCAGUGGCAUCACUUCUGUGUCACCUGGCAGCAGCAGAACGGGACGUGGGCCAUCUACGCCGAUGGGAAGAAGAAGGCCUCUGCCGCUGGACUGUGUGCCGCAGGGCCGCCGGCCAGCCAGGCUAUUUACGAUCAUGGAACUUUUAUUAUUGGGCAAGACCAGGAUUCACUAGGGGGCACCUUCAAGGAGAAAGAGUCCUUCAGUGGGAACAUCACUGACCUGAACGUGUGGCGUAGAGUCCUUAGCGAAGAGCAGAUAGAGAGAGUCCGGUCGUGCUGCCUGAUAGACCAUGAGCUUAUCUUCGGGUGGGGCAGCUACACUCUGGAGAUCGAGCCCGCUGUACAAGAAGUGACAGCACAGUUCCUUUGUCCAGGGCCUGUGGAGCAAUGCAGGGUUCUGAACGUUGGCAGUGGUGGAGUCAGUGACACUUCUUGUUUGCAUUCGUUGCCUUUCGUCUGCCACUACAAGAAGGAUGUGUAUUUACUCUUGAAGAAAACCCAGUCAGAAUCCAGCCCGCCACUGAUCAGUCGGGUUAAUACCCUCGCAAAUGCUAUCGUGAUUCCUGAGAAUGUUUUCUUGGGCGAUGUUAGAGACGUGAACAUCUCAGCAGCUGUCCAUGUUCUCCAUGCUCUGACGACCGUCCUGAGGGAGCAGGAGACCCCAGUGAAGCCAGCUGACCUGCUUGGUGUGGUCCAGUUUCUAAAGCAAGUUUCAGACGUUGAAGUCCAGGAGCAGGAACAGCUGGAGAUGCUGGAGCAGCUGAGCCAGUAUUACGUGGAAGUGACUGGACUGAUCCUGGAGGAGCAAAAUACUGACCAGUGGUCAGAAAUUAGCCAGAUUAUCAGAGGGCCUAUGACUGUUGUAGAGAACAUGGACAGAAUGGCUUCAAACCUAGACCAACUUCUGACUGCAGAAAGGACAAAGAUAGCGAUCCAGUACAGGAACAUCGGGAUCGAAGUCAGGAAGAUGGAGCUCAGCCGGCAGGAGCCCAGCAGUGACGUGUAUCUGAUCCAAAGCCAGGAGGCAGGCGGGCCUGACCUCAUAGAAGUUCCCCCUGAAGAAGUAGAAAGACUUAAAGCCAAAGGUCUCAGCAGAGUCACUGCGAUCAACACGUGGUACGGCCACUCCUCCCUCCAGUGCUUCCUCCCGGGGAGCAGCGCCGUGUUCCAGGACGUGGCCGCGUCUGACGGAGGACGGCGGUAUCUGAGCACACAGGUGGGCUCUGCCAUUAUUUCAUCCACUCUACGCAGCGACUACCAGGAGAUCAGCACAUCUGUACGCUAUCGCCUGCAGCACCGCACCCAGGACCCGCCUGAGAAGCUUGUGGAACCGAUCUGCGCUUUCUGGAACUUCAGCAUCAGCCCAGACACCGGGGGAAUGUGGUCCACUGUAGGCUGCUCCAUCAUAAUGUCUCACCUGGAAUCCACCGCCUGCUUCUGCAACCACACCACCAACUUUGCAGUGCUGCUGCAGGUGUAUGAAGUGCAGAGGAGCUCAGAGGAGGAGCUGACUCUGAAGACCCUGACGUUUAUUGGAUGUGGAGUUUCUUUCUGUGCCCUGAUUGUUACAUUCAUUUUAUUCCUGGCAGUCGGCGUUCCUAAGAGCGAACGAACAACCGUGCACAAGAAUCUGAUCUUUGCUUUAGCUGCAGCUGAAGCUCUGCUCAUGUUUAGUGAAUUGGCCAAAACCAACCAGGUACUGUGCUUUGCUGUCACAGCUUUCCUCCACCUCUUCUUCAUGGCGGCCUUUUCUUGGAUGCUGGUAGAAGGGCUUCUCCUGUGGAGCAAAGUGGUUGCCGUCAACAUGAGUGAAGACAGGAGAAUGAAGUUUUACUAUGUGACUGGCUGGGGCCUGCCAGUCGUUAUUGUUGGUGUGACUUUGGCAACUUCAUUUAACAAGUACGUGGCAGACAAUCAUUGCUGGCUGAAUGUUCAGACCGAUAUCAUCUGGGCGUUCGUUGGGCCAGUUCUCUUUGUUCUGACGGUAAAUACCUUCGUGCUGUUCCGGGUGGUGAUGGUCACAGUGUCCAGUGCACGGAGGAGGUCAAAGAUGCUGACCCCCAGCAGCAGCCUGGAGAAACAGAUUGGAAUCCAGAUAUGGGCCACAGCCAAGCCCAUCUUGGUGCUGCUGCCAGUCCUGGGCCUGACGUGGGUUUGUGGGGUCCUGGUUCACCUCAGCAUCAUCUGGGCUCAUGUCUUCAUUGUGUUGAACUCCCUCCAGGGCUUGUACAUCUUCCUGGUCUAUGCAAUCUAUAACAGUGAGGUGAGGAACGCCAUACAGAGGAUGAAGGAGAAGAAGAAAGCUCUCUCGUUCACAAACUGUUCUCAUCCGAUCAAUUAUCUGUCAAGUCCAAGAAAUACAACCUCCUGGGAGACUGGGAAGCUGAAUCCUUCUGCGCCCGAGAGCGCCAUGUCCAGCCCUGUGCAGAAAGAUCCCCCACUGAAGAACAUUACCAACAAAGGAAACUUUGGUGCUAAAAUUCCUAUGGGGAUUUCCUCAAUGAUGUCACCAGAGAGACCGGCUGUAGAGCUGACAGCAUUCAAAUCCUCAGGUAACUUCUCCCUCCAUCAUUUCCGCUUCUCUUUGUGCUUGAGAUAA
Messenger RNA from Emys orbicularis (European pond turtle), 3228 nucleotides. RefSeq names its product adhesion G protein-coupled receptor D2 (gene ADGRD2). The transcript has 24 exons. Gene Ontology annotation, cellular component: plasma membrane. The record is from RefSeq and is a predicted model, not a curated record. Gene Ontology annotation, biological process: adenylate cyclase-activating G protein-coupled receptor signaling pathway; cell surface receptor signaling pathway. Bases 1 to 3228 code for a protein of 1075 amino acids. Lineage: Eukaryota; Metazoa; Chordata; Testudines; Emydidae. Gene Ontology annotation, molecular function: G protein-coupled receptor activity.